Messenger RNA from Protomyces lactucae-debilis, 4473 nucleotides. RefSeq names its product glucanotransferase domain of glycogen debranching enzyme-domain-containing protein. The transcript has 2 exons. Gene Ontology annotation, biological process: glycogen catabolic process; glycogen biosynthetic process. NCBI's taxonomy places the organism in Eukaryota, Fungi, Ascomycota, Taphrinomycetes, Taphrinales, Protomycetaceae. Gene Ontology annotation, molecular function: 4-alpha-glucanotransferase activity; amylo-alpha-1,6-glucosidase activity. The record is from RefSeq and is a predicted model, not a curated record. Bases 1 to 4473 code for a protein of 1490 amino acids.
AUGACUAAGAUACACUUGCUCGAGCUCAACGAUGAUGGCACGCCUUGUGUCGGGACCGCCCUUGUGCGUCUUCCCGCGCCAUUCGAGCCGUAUACACUGAGAUUCGUGUUGUACAGCACCAAUCAGCUUGACAGUGGCGCUACUCUCAAGAUUAACGUGCCAGCUGCAGGUCAAGUCUUCGAUAGACAGAAGUUUUUGACAAAGUCUCUCAAGGCCGAAGCUGGGACUGAUGCUUGUGUCGACGUCGAGAUCGACCAACCAGGUGCUUUUGCAUGGAGAAUCGAGUAUCUCAACGAAGAUGCUGCUGCUAUCACAACGGCUGAAUAUUACAUCGUCGUUGACCCCGCGCUGACUAUAAAUGGCACGCAAAUCUCCCUGGACGCUCUUGCAAUCCAGUCAGUCGUGCCAAAGUGGAUGGGCAAACUCACUCAGUGGUCGACUUAUCUGGAAUACAUGAGUUCUGUAAAAAAGUACAAUAUGUUGCAUUUUUGUCCUUUGCAGCAACGUGGAGCAUCCGACUCGCCAUACUCCUUAUUCGACCAGCACAAAUUUUCGGACGAUCUAUUUGACAAUGUGUCAUUGAGUCUAAAGGAUCGCACUGCUCAGAUGGAAGCUAUGGUGAACGAUAUGGAGCACAAGUAUGGGCUGCUCAGUCUCACAGAUGUCGUGUGGAACCACACUGCCAGCGAUAGUGACUGGCUUCAGGAUCAUCCAGAGGCUGGUUUCAACUUGCACAAUAGUCCGCACCUCUGCGCUGCUUUCGCACUCGACACAGCCUUGCUCGAAUUGAGUUCUAACCUGUCAAAACUUGGGCUCCCAACGACUUUGAAGUCCACACAAGACCUCUUGGCUAUUAUGGAAGCUAUCAAGAGUCGAGUCUUGGGCACAAUCAAGCUAUGGGAGUUUUAUGUGAUAGACACACAAAAGGCUUUGUCGACCAUGGUUUUCACGCAACAGCCAGCUCCGGUAGGAGAACUCAACUCGCAGUCAAGCCUCGAGUCCAUCGCUGACUUUUGCUUGAGCCAAGGAGUCGUGCAAAACCAUCAAUUCUUGGGAGAUCGUUUCAGCAAAAUUGUCGAUCCUGCCAAGCUAGGCGCGAUAAUUAACGCUCUUUGCUGCGCUAAGACCGACAAGCUGGCCUUUGCUUCCCGUAUAUUGGAUGAAAUCAACCUGCGAUUCUAUCAAGAGCACAAUGCUGAUCAGGACGCUUUCAUGGAGCAAUUGUAUAAUCGCAUCAAAUAUGUCAGGCUCGACAGUCAUGGCCCGAAGAUGGGUCCUAUCACUUCAAUGGCGCCGCUUAUCGAGACAUACUUUACUAGGCUUCCUUCGAAUGAUCGGACCCGUAAGCACCCAUCCGGAUCGCUGGCACUAGCCAACAACGGCUGGAUGUGGGCAGCCAACCCCCUAGAAAAUUUUGCCGGCCCACAGAGCAAAGCGUACUUGAGGCGCGAAGUGAUUGUCUGGGGAGAUUGUGUAAAACUAAGAUACGGCGACUGCCCGGCCGACAACCCAUACCUCUGGGAACACAUGCGUCUUUACACUUCACAGAUGGCCAGUAUAUUCCACGGAUUUCGAAUAGACAAUUGCCACUCUACGCCCAUUCCUGUUGCUCGGUACUUGCUCGAUGAGGCACGCAAAAGCCGACCCAACCUAUAUGUAGUGGCAGAGCUUUUCACCGGCUCUGAAGACAUGGAUACUACGUUUGUGCAAAAACUUGGGAUUUGUUCCUUGUUGCGAGAAGCUAUGCAAGCUUGGUCACCCGAUGAAUUGUCACGCUUGGUGCACAAAUACGGGCCGUCGCCGAUUGGUUCUAUUCCGAAUCAGUUGGGCAACGUCGAUUCGAGUCAACUUAUCAAGCCGGCACCGAUCCACGCCUUGUUCUUUGAUUGUACCCACGAUAACGAGACACCUGUGCAGAAGCGCAGCGCAGAGGACACAUUACCAAACGCUGCGCUAGUCGCCAUGACAGCCUCAGCCAUCGGAAGCGUUUUCGGGUACGACGAGGUUUACCCUCACAUCCUGGACUUGGUGAGCGAAAAGCGGCACUAUAGCCAGCGUGAGAACGGUCUCGGUCGUGCUAAAGGAGUACUCAACGCCGUUCAUAUCGAGAUGGGCCUCAAAAAUUACAGCGAGGCACAUGUACAUCACGAGGGAGCCUACAUCACUGUUCAUCGUGUUUCACCCGAAACUAAGGAAGGGUAUUUUCUGAUUGCGCACACGGCUUUCCAUGGAGGCCAAGAACUCGGCGCCAUUUCUCCGAUUCGUCUGUCCGGGACAUCUCUCGAGCUCGUGUAUGCUGCGACCUUGUCGGUGACUCCUGCGCAAAAAGAUGCCUCUGAAUAUACCGAAUUGGACGGCGUGCCAGCAUCGGUCGUCAUGUUAGAUUUCCCGGUCGAAACAACUGACGAUGAUGACACAAUCUUGACCGUACCCGGUCGCUUUCCACCAGGUUCGAUUGCACUGUUUCGGACAAAGCUUCGUUUGCCGAAGCUGCCCGAAAGUCCUGAGUUGUCUUGGGAGAAGCUCGAAGAUUUCCUGAUGAUGGGCGCGUCCGAGGCCGUUGCUUCUUGUUCACUAAUCGAUUUGAAUGUGCUACUUUACCGAUGCAAUGCAGAAGAACAAGAUACGGUCGCGGAAGGUGCAUACAAUAUCCCGAAUUACGGGCAACUGGUGUACGCUGGCUUACAAGGCUGGAUGGCACCAAUUUCGGCCGUGACACGCAGUAAUGAUCUGGGCCACCCCUUGUGUGACCAUCUGAGGAACGGUUUAUGGGCCCUUGAUUACAUUGUCGCUAGAGAGCAGCGAUAUAUUCGCAAUGGCUACGACGCACUGUCUCCAUCAUCUAGAUGGCUUUCAACGAGGUUUGACUACAUCAAACGUUUACCUAACUUCCUCGUCCCGAAAGCCUUCGUGCUCGUCAUCAAAGCCCUAUAUUGUGCCGCACGCGAGCGCAGUCUCUGUCUCUUGUCAAAACAGAUUCGUCGCGGGACAAAAUUCACGCAAGAUCUGGCUCUCUGUUCUCUCCAAAUGCAAGGAGCCGUCAAGAGCGCUUCGAUAGAUCCAGCAAAGUCUAUACCUUGCAUGGCUGCUGGCCUUCCGCAUUUUUCCACAUCGUGGGCUAGAUGCUGGGGUCGGGACAUAUUCAUUGCUAUGCGAGGUCUGCUUUUAGUUACGGAGAGAUAUGCCGAGGCUGAAAGCCACAUCUUGGCCUUUGCGACGACUUUGAAGCACGGCAUGAUUCCCAACUUGCUGGACUCGCUGCGUACACCGCGAUACAACUCGCGGGAUUCGAUAUGGUUUUACAUGCAGGCCAUACAGGACUACGUCACCAUGGUCCCCAACGGUGCAGAAAUUCUCAAGAAGUCGGUCAAGAGACGAUUUCCUCUGAACGACGAAUAUGUCGAAUGGGACGACCAACGCGCAUAUUCAUAUCAAACAUCUGUCACGGAUGUUAUUCAGGAGACUCUGGCGCGGCAUGCACAAGGCCUCCACUUCCGAGAAGCCAAUGCAGGCCCAAAGCUUGACAUGCAAAUGUCGAACGAAGGCUUCAACAUCGAUGUGGAGGUCGAUUGGUCUACUGGCUUCUUACACGGUGGCAAUCAACACAACUGUGGGACGUGGAUGGACAAAAUGGGUGAGAGUGAGCGCGCCGGUAGCAAAGGAGUUCCCGGCACUCCCAGAGACGGUGCUGCUGUGGAGAUCACAGGACUACUUAAGAGUACGCUUCGAUGGGUCAAUCAGCUUCAUCAACAGGGUUUAUAUCCUUACACGUGCGUGCGUGCGACAAUCGACGGCAAAGAGACUGACAUGACCUUUGUGCGAUGGGAGGCUCUGAUCCAAUCAAAUUUUGAGAGAUGCUACUACAUCCCUAAGCAGUCCUCAGACGACGCGCAGUAUGAAGUUGAUGCCGCGAUCGUCAAUCGCCGUGGCAUUUACAAGGAUUUGUACAAAUCCGGCAAGGCCUAUGAAGACUAUCAGCUACGAGCGCAGGUCCCAAUGGCUAUGACAGUGGCACCAGAGCUAUUUGAGACUGAACACGCUCUCAGUCAUUUGGAAACUGCUGACCAUUUCUUGCGAGGACCGCUUGGGAUGGCCACCCUUGAUCCGAUUGACAAUAAUUACCGCCCAUAUUACAACAACACCGAAGACUCCACCGACUUCCACACCGCCAAAGGGCGGAAUUACCAUCAAGGACCAGAAUGGGUUUUUCCUGUUGGGUACUUUCUACGGGCCAUGCUACACUUCCAGAUACAAGACGGGCGGACCAAUUCGGAUGAAAUCUCUCGUCAAAUAUAUCGCCGCCUCUCUGCUCACCGGACCGAGAUCAUGUCGACUCCAUGGACCGGCUUGACCGAAUUGACCAACAAGGCAGGCGCAUUGUGCGGAGACAGUAGCCCAACACAAGCCUGGAGCAGUGGCACCCUCUUGGACGUCAUUCAUGACAUGCAAGAACUCCGGGUCAAGCAAUUAUGA